This is a messenger RNA of Pyrenophora tritici-repentis Pt-1C-BFP, 1725 nucleotides long. RefSeq lists its product as uncharacterized. NCBI's taxonomy places the organism in Eukaryota, Fungi, Ascomycota, Dothideomycetes, Pleosporales, Pleosporaceae. The record is from RefSeq and is a predicted model, not a curated record.
AUGAAGGUUAUCAGGCAUACAGCUUGCGCGGAGACCAAGAAGACAGCCGUUAGUUCUUUCUGCGAAAACGACUGCGUUUCUGUUACGGCUACCGUACACGACCCAGUUCAAGAUGCUAUCCUUCAGGCUGCGUUUCAAGAACUCUCCGACAUCGCUAGUGAAUAUAUCACUUACAGCAAUGAUUAUGGGUCAGUGUCAGACUGGGAUACUCCUGUCGAAGACACCCUCCGGAACCUAAGGAACGCAUACACAGCUUCCGUUCACAAGACCCCAGAGGAUACAGUGUUCUUCAGCAUGAUGAGGGGCAAUCUAAGGGGUAUGCGACAUGCCUACAGCCCUUCUCCAUUAGAUCCUCGUGAGCAUCAGUACAUCCCCGGUGUUCUCCAAGGCGUGUAUGGUUACAUGGGAUAUCAAUCGAUCGAGAAAAUUGCAUUUGAGAGCAUGAGUAAAGCUUUUGUGAAUACAUACGGUCUCUUCCAGCACCAGCGUGGCCGUUGCCCGUACUUGGAUGACAAAGAGGAACAGUGCACAUGCGAGUGGACUUACAACUCGGAUAUGCCUGUCAUGGACAUUUUGGAGUGCCGUGACAUCCCGAGGGCUGUUAUCUUCAUGCACGAAGCAAAGAAUUACGCGCCGAUUGACAAGGUUGUAUUCUGGGACUUGAUGGACAUGGUGGAGGAGUAUUCCACAUACAGCAACGACUUUGACAACUGGAACGAUCCAGAGGUCGCGGCGUUCCGGGAAUUCUCCGAGGUGGUCAACUACAUAUCAUACGUAUGUCCUGACUGGUUUCCAAAGUUUACCCAGCUCCCUACUGAACUUCGUGAACUCGUUAUCCACGAGUAUGCCCUUCUCGAGCAAGGUGCUGGUCGCUUGAGAAAACACCGGCACCACAACGGCUUUCGCAACCCGUGCUGUAUGUGGCAGUACCCAUAUGAACUCAUCGCGUGCGACAACCAGGAAACCUCUGUGUUCUCCAAGCCAGAGGCUGGACGCUGUCCGCAGGGCUGGUUGCCAAACCUUGCGUCUGUAAGUCACCAGAUGCACGAAGAGGUUUUAGUGCUCAUGCUUCAGCGCACUAAGCGUUACGACUUGAGGUAUCACCACAUGAACAAAGACUUUAACAUGGCGACUUGGUUUCGCCAGUUCCUCGAUGCGAUCCCGGGUGGUCGUGGAAAGUUCGCCGUCAAGCACCUAAACUUCCCGCAUAUGCACUGGUUUAAUCACCAACAGGGAACUCACACCUUAAGCAAUUCGAGCUUCGAGUUAGCUGUCGCCUGCAAGAACCUUCGACAGCUCGAUAUGACCUUCCAUGUUGACAAGAUCUCUAUUUGUAACCAGUCGACCCAGUUUGUUCGUCACUCUCGUCCUCUUGCAUCAAUCAUUAACAAAUUCAUGCUGGAGACGUUGUUUGGUUGCGAAAAUCUGGCGGAGAUCUACAUCGACGGCAUCUAUAGGCAACCAUAUUACGGAGGUAAGCCAGCUCAUCUGAACGUGCUAGAGGAUCUCGGCAAGUGGCUCAUGAAGGGCUUCCUUGUCCAGCGCAGCCCUCGACGCGGAAUUCGAGUUGAGCUCGUCCGUCGGUGGGGCUAUUGGAUGGGCCGUGUCAACGGUGAUCAGGUUACACUAAAUGCUAAGGACAUGGCAGAGGCGGACGCACGCAUCCGGUUCAGGAAGGCUUACAUUGCAUCUCUUACAUUGCCUGGAUCAGCUGCGAUAAUCUAG